This is a messenger RNA of Penicillium paradoxum, 837 nucleotides long. Its product is annotated as ankyrin repeat domain-containing protein. The coding region runs from base 1 to 837 and encodes 278 amino acids. The record is from RefSeq and is a predicted model, not a curated record. NCBI's taxonomy places the organism in Eukaryota, Fungi, Ascomycota, Eurotiomycetes, Eurotiales, Aspergillaceae. The transcript is spliced from 2 exons. Gene Ontology annotation, molecular function: protein binding.
AUGUCUUUUGCACGCCUACCAAGCGAACUGCUCUACCAAAUAACUAAUUAUCUGGAUUCACCUCGCGAAAUGACUGCCCUUAUGAAAACAAAUCGCUUAUUGUACGCCUUCUUCAGACCUCUUCGUUAUGAGCAUAAUAUCCAACAUGAACAAAGCUCUGCUUUAUCAUGGGUUGCGGCGGGAGGAUACCUACAAACAGUCCGGAACAUGAUUACAAACGGAGCCAAUAUUGAAACGACGAAAAAGAACCGAAAGGGGAGCUCAUUUGAUAGGCUCAUGGAGGAUGUGACACCUUUGGGUAUGGCUGUACUCCACGGGCAUUACGCAGUGACCGUGCUUUUGGUAGAAAGCGGUGCCAACAUCAACACCCAAUUUUUCACGCCCAAGACGACACCACUCGAAGUUGCAGCAUACUGGGGUCGCUUGGAAAUUGUGGCUUAUUUGGUCAAAACAAUGAUUGGCCGUUGUGGAACUCUGCAGGACAUUCCUUAUUCUGGUCCAAUAUCGGAGGCUGUGUCGAGGAACCAAGUCGAAAUUGUUCGCUUUUUGCUGGACAAGGGAGCCGAUAUCGAGUCUAAGGAUUGCCACGGUGAUAGCUUACUAUGUCAAGCGAUCAAUAUUUGGGGCCAUUCAGGUGGAGAAGUAGGAGUCCUUUUGAUCGAGAGAGGGGCAGAUGUCACUGUGAAGGAUUAUUGUGGUGCAACUCCUCUGCACAAUGCCGUACGCUUAGGUUUUGCUGACGCCGUUCGAUUAUUACUUGAGAAUGGAGCUGAUUCUGAGGCAUUGACCGAUGGCGAUGAGGAAUCGCCAUUAGAUUGGAUCGGGCACCAGUAUUGA